AUGUCGGAAGUCGACUCGAGACCUCCGGCCAACAGGGGCAGGAGCUCACACCGUGGCGGCAGAGCCGGUGCUGGCAGAGGUGGGCCUCGCGGCGGCAGCAGAAAGCCCGCCAACGGUACCACCGCCGACACAUUCGCCGCUGAAGAGUCACUCGAAGAUCAGGGUGAACUCGGUGAAAUGAAGAAGAAGUAUGCCUCCGAAUUGAGCAUGCUGAAGGACAUGUUCCCCGACUGGACCGACGUCGACCUGGUGUUCGCUCUACAAGAAGCCGACGGCGACAUCCCAAGCACCGUCGACAAAAUCACUCAAGGCAACGUGUCACAGUUUGCCGAAGUCAAGAGCGCCAAAGACCGAGCUCGCUCCAAGGUCAAGGAAGCUCCGGCUGCGGCAGGCACGACCGACAAGGCCGCUGCUCGUGGUGGUCGCGGAAGAGGUGGCACCGACAGCGUUCGUGGUGCGCGCGGGCGUGCCUCUGAUCGCGGCAGAGGUGGCUUCAGAGGCGGGCGCGGAGGUCACACGACCACAAAUGGCACAGCGAAGGAUGCAGCAGCAGCUUCGGUGCCGACGACAGAGUCUUCGGCGUGGGAUGAUUCGACUACAACCAAUGCAGCACCAACAUCCAACUGGGAUGACAGCACUGCGGAUGCGAGCAAGGCAGCUGGCGACGCAGGACAAAGUGCUUGGGGAAACGUUGUCACGGCGGAAGCCACUCCGGCGGCAGCUUCUGAGGGCGCCAAGAGUACUCUGAUUCCCGAAGGCGGUCCGAAGAAGAGCUGGGCUAGCAUGUUUGCGCCAAAGCCAGCUCCACCGGCGGCGAAGAAAGCUCCGCAGCAACCCCCGCCAGCUGAGUUGGUCGCGUCAGGAGCAGUACCACCAGCAGAUUCGCAAGCUCAGGAAGCGACGAAGAGUGAUGAGCUGCCGCCCGCUCCGGUCAUUCAAGAGCCCACUCCAGAACCCACACCAUCCGUCGAGGCGGCCACACCUGAGCAGCCACCAAGUGCCACACAAGGUCAAGAUCUCACCGAUGCACCGCCAAAGGCACCUCUCACAGAAGAGAACGUCGAGCACAUCCCCGAUGACUCUCAUCCGCCAUCGACCGCGACGGCAGCCAGCACGGCAGGUUCGAUCGAUCCUCGCAACCUCACGCCGAUGCCGGGCCAGCAAGCUCCUAUUGGCCGUCCACCAAUGGGUGGCUACGCAACAAGCGCUUACCGUGCGACGGGAGUGCCAGGGAGGAGCGCCAGUUACCAGCGCAGGGUGCAAGAGCAGCAAGAAGCGGUCGUUAUGCCAGGACACAAUGCAGUCGACCGAGCCACAGUUCAGUUCGGUAGCAUGGGGCUGAACGGGGAGCCCGGUCCGGACGUCGACGAAGACAGGGAGGAGCCGGAGACUCGCCAAGCACCGCAACACUCACCACCAUCUCAGCCAAGAGCUUCCUUGCCACCCGCGCCCCGUCAGGCCCCUGCAGCGCAAGAGCCUGCCCCUGCUGAGAGCUUGCCCACUCCAAAGCAAGCCCCAGGUCUCCCUCCGGCGUCGCAGCUCAACCAGCAGCAGAUGCAAGAGGCGGCCAUGCCUUCGAGUCUGCACAAUGAGCCACCGCAGAUGAACCAGAGCUACAACCAGUACGGUCGGUACGGACAGCAGGCUCUGCAGCAGGAUACCGCUCCUCAACAACAGAAGCAGUACGAUCCGUUCAGCCACCAAGCACAACCGAGUCACUACGAUCCGUAUGGCACAUCUGCUCACCAGUCUCAGCAACAACUCCCACAGAGUCACUCUGGCUUUGGAGGGAUGUCGUCCGCUCCGAACGACAUGUCGCAGUACUACACCUCGAAUCAGCAUCGCUCCGCUUACGACAACUACUACGGCAGCGGCUACGGCCCACAAGAUGCACGCAGCCACGCAAGCCAGGGUCAACAAGACGCCGGACAAGCUCAGCAGCGCUCGACGAGCGGCUUCGGUGCCGGCCCGACUGAGUCUGCUUUCGCGGCCCAAUCGCAGCAACAGGUCAGUAUACCCACAUCCCUUCUGGAACUGAACGAUGCUUUCGAACGCUGCAACGACGCGAACGAGAGGCAAUUUCUGUUUGAGCAGAUUCAGCGCAUUGGGGCCAGCUUGCCGUCACAGCCCACUGGGGCUCAAGCGACGUAUGGCGUUCCACCAACUUCACGUGGAAGUGGUGGUAGCAAGAAAGCGCAUGGAUCUCCCCUCUACAGAAAUGUGCCGGCUCCAGCUCCGUCGGUGACAGACGUAACCAACUUCCCACGCGCAUCUCCUUCACUGUAUCAUACCAAGCCAUUCCCAUCUAACGUACCUUCACAACAGGCACAGUCUCGUUUCGCCGAAGCUCCAGGCUCUGGCAACAACACGCCGAACCCGCUCAUGGGUGGCUCGCAGCACAGUGCCCCAAGCGUACAUCAAACUCAGCAAGGUGUUCACCAAGCUCCAAGCCACCAGCAGCAGAGCGCGUACAAUUCCCAAGGCUACCCGUACGGCCACCCAUACUACACCAGCCCGUAUGCGGCGGCCUACCAGAACCAAUACGGAUACGGCAACCAGCUCGGCGGCUACGGCGGCGGUAACAACGGCGGCUACCCGGCGAAGCAAGGCGGCAUGUACGGUCAAUCGCACGGCUACGGAAUGGGUCCACAGUCCUCCUACGACCAGCACUCUGCCUCUCCAGCCAACGCCGGCGCCUUUGGCCAGAACCAGCAGAGCAACAUGCGCAGUGCCAGCGGCAUGUCUUCCGGCCUCGGCGGUCUCGAAGACUACGGACGCUCUUCCGCACAGUCUCAUCAUCAGCAAAGCUCUGGCUUCGGCGGCAUGAACGAUGCCUUUGGGCGCUCCGCCUCGGGCUUCGGCGGUCAGCAGAGCGGUUACGGUCAGCAGCAGCAGAGCAUGGCCGGCCCUGAGGACUCACUCAAGCCAUACGCCGAUGCGAACAAGGGCGGUCCGUCGCCCGCACUGGGCCAACCGGGCGUCAGACCGGGCUCCGCCGCCAACAGCGUCGCGGGUGUCUCGCAGUCUGGUCUCCCGCCGCCCCAGCAGCAGCAGAGUGGUGGAUUCGGCGGAUACCAAGGCUUCGCAGGGCAGAGUCAGUACGGCAGUCUUGGUGGCUUGGGUGGACAGGGUCAGCACGCAGGACAGAACCAGAUGGCUGGACAGGGAGGGUAUGGGAGUUACGGCAGCAGUGGGUUCGGGCAGACUUAUGGCGCGCAGUAUCGUGGUGGGGGCUGGGGCUCGAACUAUGGGGCGCACUGA
Molecule: messenger RNA, 3261 nt
Organism: Saxophila tyrrhenica
Lineage: Eukaryota; Fungi; Ascomycota; Dothideomycetes; Mycosphaerellales; Extremaceae
Gene: DEF1
Product: RNAPII degradation factor
Exons: 1
Coding region: 1-3261 (1086 amino acids)
Cellular component (GO): cytoplasm; nucleus
Molecular function (GO): ubiquitin binding
Source: RefSeq, a predicted model, not a curated record